This is a messenger RNA of Chenopodium quinoa (quinoa), 2424 nucleotides long. RefSeq names its product coiled-coil domain-containing protein 186-like. Gene Ontology annotation, biological process: DNA integration. Bases 1 to 2424 code for a protein of 807 amino acids. The transcript has 3 exons. The record is from RefSeq and is a predicted model, not a curated record. NCBI's taxonomy places the organism in Eukaryota, Viridiplantae, Streptophyta, Magnoliopsida, Caryophyllales, Amaranthaceae. Gene Ontology annotation, molecular function: nucleic acid binding; zinc ion binding.
AUGGAGAUGUUCAUACAGUCCGAGAAUUAUCAAGUCUGGCGAGCUAUCGAAGUAGGAGAUUACGAGGUAACCAAGACCAAUGCAGAAAAUGAGGUAAUUCCUAAACCUAUCUCUGAAUAUGAUAGAAAUGACUUUGAGAAGAAAGAGAUUAAUGCUACUGCUAAAAAACUCCUAGUUUGGGGUUUAGGGCCAGAUGAACACACUCGUGUUAUGGGAUGUAAAACAGCAAAAGAAAUAUGGGAUUUACUAGAAAUAACCCACGAAGGAACUCAUGAAGUCAAACGUUCUAAAAUUGAUAUACUGCUUUCUAAAUAUGAACGUUUUGAAAUGGGUUCAAAAGAAACUAUUCAAGAAAUGUUUACUCGUUUUAAAAAUAUUACUAAUGAAUUAGUUUCUCUUGGUAGAGUUGUUCCUAUGGAUGAACAGGUACGCAAAAUUCUAAGAAGCCUUCCUGAAGAUGAACGGUGGAGAGCCAAAGUGGUUGCUUUGCAGGAAUCAAAGGACUUUACAACCUUUAACCUUGAACAACUUGCAGGUUCCUUGAUAACUCAUGAGCUUCACCUAUCAAACAAAAGUCAAGAAAGCUCAAAAAGCCGAGGAAUCGCUUUAAAAGUUGCCCAACCAAGUGAUGAGGAUUCCGAAUCUGGAGAGGAAGAAGCUGCCAUGCUAGUCAGGAAGUUAAAAAAGUUGUACCGCAACAAAAGGUUUGGUGACCAAAAGAAAAGGAACUUCAAGAAGAACCAAUACUCCAAGGAAACAGGAGGUUGCCACAAAUGUGGGAACACAGAUCACUUCAUCAAGGAAUGCCCUCUCUGGGAAUCAGAAAAAGGAAAAGGCAAAAUAAAGGAACACGGAAAAUCUAAUACUCCUAACUUUUCAAAAUCUGAUUACAGGAAAGCCAUGAUAGCUGCGUGGGGAGACACAAGUUCUGAGGAUGAAGAAGAAUCCACGGAAGAAGAAACUGCAAACCUGUGUUUGAUGGCUAAACACAGUGAAAGGUCAAAGGAGGUAAAUCUCGAACCUAAAUUUCUGAAAUCCCUGUCAAAAGACAAAUUAAUUUCUUUGCUCAUAGAAACAUUGGAUGAAUAUAAAGAAAUAUGUCUUAAACUUGGACAAAAUGAAAAAGCUCUAGAAAUCUAUAAGGAUCAUAUGAAAUAUUUGAAUAGUUCAAGAACAGAUGUUCAGGGAAGAUUCUUUGAUUUGCUAGAUAGAAAUACUAUGCUUAAAGAAACACUGGAAAGAGUCAAAAAUGAAAAUAUCAUGUUAAAUGUUGAAUUGACUCAGUAUAAAUUGCUAUGCACUAACAUUGAUUCUUAUAAUGCUCUUCAAUUGCCUUUAGUAACCUUUAAUGAUGAUCUUGAAAAUUUGAAAAAAGAAUUGCAGGUUACUAAAGACAAAAAUGAGUUCCUUGAAAAGGAUCUAGAAAGAGCAAGAAACAAUGAGAGUGUAAUCCACAUGGGAGUUCCAAAGUGGAUACUUGAAGCUCAAACCAGAAGGACAGAAGGUUUGGGUUUCAACCACAAAAAGAAGAGUAGUAGUAAAAAGAAAAACUAUGUGGAACUUCCUAGUGAGACUGUGUGUUCCUUCUGUGGCAAGUCAGGACACAAAGAUACUGAAUGCAAAAGAAAGGAACUUAAGUCCACUAAAAAUAUAGUUUAUGUAUGGCAAAAGAAAAAUGAGUCUGUUGUAUCAACGAAGGAACCCAUGAAAGAUGGGGUUCCUGAAUCUAACCCUUACAUCAUUCAGAAUGACACUGGGAAAGUUUUGCUGGAAGGAACUCGGAAAGGGAACACUUAUACAGUGGAUCUCAAUACAGUUCCGAGGAACAACUUAACUUGCCUCAGUGUCAUUGAGGAUGAUCCUUUACUGUGGCAUAAACGUUUUGGUCAUGAAAGUUUCUCUUUGAUUGAUAAAUUAAGAACAAGGAACUUGGUAGAGGGACUUCCUUCAAUCAAGUUCCUAUGUGACAAAAUUUGUGAUGCUUGUGUGAAAGGAAAACAGGUCAGAUCAUCCUUUAAAUCCAAGAAAAUGGUGAGUUUCACGAAACCUUUAGAGUUAAUUCAUAUGGAUUUGUGUGGUCCUAUGAGGAUUCAAAGUAGAAGUGGAAAGAAGAGAAUUCAAAAGUCCACCGGACAUCAACUGAUACACCUUAGAUCUGAUCAUGGCACUGAAUUUGAGAAUUUUAAAUUUGAUGAUUUAUGCAGGGAACAAGGCUUAAUUCAUAACUUCUCAGCUCCAAGAACUCCACAGCAAAAUGGAGUUGUGGAAAGGAAGAACAGAACCUUAGAAGACAUGGCUCGAACCAUGUUAAUAGCCAGCGAUCUUCCAAGGAACUUCUGGGCAGAAGCCGUGAAUACAGCCUGUUAUAUUAUAAAUCGUGUCAUGCUAAGGCCUAUAUUAAAUAAGACACCCUAUGAACUAUGA